Molecule: messenger RNA, 2519 nt
Organism: Cynocephalus volans (Philippine flying lemur)
Lineage: Eukaryota; Metazoa; Chordata; Mammalia; Dermoptera; Cynocephalidae
Gene: IL17RE
Product: interleukin 17 receptor E
Exons: 15
Coding region: 1-1941 (646 amino acids)
Molecular function (GO): interleukin-17 receptor activity
Source: RefSeq, a predicted model, not a curated record
AUGGGGAGCCCCAGACCAGCAGCCCUGCCCCUGCCUCUCAUGCUGUUCCUCGGUCUCUCUGCCUCCGCUGGGAUUGGCGGCCCCUCCCUGUUCUGCUGGAGAACUUGCUGUCUGCUGGCCUCCCACAUGGAUGACAGUUUCACUGGUGAUUCUACCUGUAUUCCUUGCCGCACCCAGUUGGCCCUCCUCCUCUCCACAAAGCUUUGGUAUGCUCAGGUCUGGCACUGUCCCUGCUGUUUGUGCCUGCAUCUGGUGCCAGAUCUCUCAGGCCUUCAGUGGGGCUGGUUCCACCUCCUGGUGCAGAAAUCCAAAAAGUCUUACAAGUUCAAGUUCUGUAGGAGACACAAGAUGCCAGCAUCUGCUCAGAGGAAGAUGCUGGGUUGCUGUUGCCCAUUUCAGAAGGGCCAUCACAUUUCCAUCCCCUCCCCAGACAUCUCCCACAAGGGGCGGCGCUCCAAAAGGACCCAACCUUUGGAUCCAGAGGCAGUGGAAAGUCUCCCCAGACUGGGCUCACAAACGCAUGGAGGGCCCAAGUUCUCCUUUGAUUUGCUGCCUGAGGCACAGACUAUUCGUGUGACCAUUCCUCCAGGCCCCGAGGUCAGUGUGCGUCUUUGUCACCAGUGGGCACUGGAGUGCGAAGAGCUGAGCAGUCCCUUCGAUGCCCAGAAGAUCGUGUCUGGGGGCCACACUGCAGACCUGCCUUAUGAAUUCCUUCUGCCCUGUUUGUGCAUAGAGGCAUCCUACCUGCAAGAGGACACCAUAAGGCACAAAAAGUGUCCGUUCCAGAGCUGGCCUGAAGCCUAUGGCUCAGACUUCUGGAAGUCAGUGCACUUUGCUGACUACAGCCAGCACGAUCAGAUGGUCAUGGUCCCGACACUCCGCUGUCCCCUGAAGCUGGAGGCCUCCCUCUGCCAGAGGCAGGACAGGCACACCCUCUGUGAAGACCUCCCCAAUGCCACAGCUCGAGAGUCAGAGGGGUGGUAUGUUUUGGAGAAGGUGGACUUGCACCCCCAGCUGUGCUUCAAGUUCUCUUUUAGAAACAGUAGCCAUGUUGAAUGCCCACGCCAGACUGAAUCUCUCACAUCCUGGAACGUGAGCAUGGAUACCCAGGCCCAGCAGCUGAUCCUUCACUUCUCCUCCAGGAUACAUGCCACCUUCAGUGCUGCCUGGAGCCAUCCAGGCUUGACGCAGGACACCUUGGUGGCCCCCGUGUACAGUGUCAGCCAGACCCAGGGCUCAAGCCCAGUGACAUUAGACCUCUUCAUUCCUUUCCUGAGGCCAGGGGGCUGUGUCCUGGUGUGGAGGUCAGAUGUCCAGUUCGCCAGGAAGCACCUCUUAUGUCCGGAUGUCCCCUACCCUGUUCAUAUGUUGCUCCCGUGCCCAGGCCGGGGCCGAGCGCGGCCGGUGCUGCUCCUACACGCGGCGGACUCAGAGGCGCAGCGGCGCCUGGUGGGAGCGCUGGCUGAACUGCUGCGGGCCGCGCUGGGCGGCGGGCAAGACGUGAUCGUGGACCUGUGGGAGGGGACGCGCGUGGCGCGCGUGGGCCCGCUGCCGUGGCUCUGGGCGGCGCGGGAGCGCGUGGCGCGGGAGCGGGGCACGGUACUGCUGCUGUGGAGCGGCUCCGGCCCCAGCUCGGCCCGCGGCCCCGACCCCUGCUCCGUACCCGCGCGCGCCCUGCUCCGCGCUGCCCCGCGCCCGCUGCUGCUGCUGGCCUACUUCAGUCGCCUCUGCGCCAAGGGCGACAUCCCCCCGUCGCUGCGCGCCCUGCCGCGCUACCGCCUCCUGCGCGACCUGCCGCGCCUGCUGCGGGCUCUGGACGCACGGCCUUCCACCAAAGCCACCCACUGGGGCUGCCUCGGGACUCAGUCGUGCAUGCGGGGCCGCCUGGAGCUGUGCCGCCGGCUUGAACUCGAGGCCGCCAAACUUGCAGACCAAGGCUGAGCGGAGCUGCACUGCAGUCCCGGAUGUCUACGCCUCAGAACGUAGGGGCCUUCUUCCUACCCUGGAAUUGUUAUGAUGCCCGCUUAGGACUACUGGCCUAAAAGCCUUAUUCCCUGCCUCCCAGCCCGGGAGUCCCAGCUCAGUACCCACGCAUGUCCGGCCUACUCUUUAUGCUUACCCUGCUUCUCAGGAUCUCUAGAAAGAGAGUUAUUCCUUAUUGAGAGCCCCUCUAACCGCCCCCACCCCGACCCCCGCCGCGUUCUGAUGGAGGAAGGGCGAUCUUCUUCCCACUUCCUCUCUCCAAGAAACUCCAGAAAGAGAGCAGUCUGCACAUUCUCCAGCCCAGGCUGGGGAGGUUGGGGCAGGAGUGGAGCUAUGUCAGUCCUGAAGGAGGGUGGUUCCAGGGGCAUUGGGAGAAAACCCCCCUGGGAGCCAGGGAUCUCCCUUUCCCAGACCCAGGCUCUGCCCAGAGGGGUAGGGAGGGAGGACUCAGGACCCAGGAAAAGAGCGUUUGGCGCUGGGUGGCCAGGACAGAGGAGGAGCAGGAGAACAAGAUCCAGAAAGAUGAAUAAAGGAGA